Molecule: messenger RNA, 309 nt
Organism: Laccaria bicolor S238N-H82
Lineage: Eukaryota; Fungi; Basidiomycota; Agaricomycetes; Agaricales; Hydnangiaceae
Exons: 4
Coding region: 1-309 (102 amino acids)
Source: RefSeq, a predicted model, not a curated record
AUGCAGACAAAACUGAUUGCUUUUUCACUCAUGUCUUGCCUGCUCAGGAUAAUGAUGGGGGAGAUGUGUCACGAAAGUGGGCAUAUUGACAAUGUGCCAAAUGUGGGCAAGGAGAGGGGUGUGCUGGAAAUAGAGGGAAAGCCAGGCAAGGGGGUGCCGGCCCAGGAAUCCCAUACUGGGAUCUGGUUAUACAUCUUACAUGACAAGGUUGGGGAAGACUGGAUACAAGAUGAUUUCACUCCUGUGCGAAAGUCCAGCAUGCGCCUGUUGCUGAAGUUCAGUUCAGUCCAGUUCUUCACCUCUUUUUGA